ACGUUAAUGUAGAUUAAGGAUUAAUGUUUGCGUAAAAUGGAAUUUUCUAGUAUAUCUAACCUCCAUCAUUUUAAUUGUUCACAGAUGUUUAAAUAUCCGUAUUGUAAAACUCAAGAUGAAUAUUCCACUCUAGUGCACUAUUUUCUUCAUAUUUCUGUGGUCGUCUAUGAGUAACGCCGAAAACAGCAGACGACAAACAGUGGGUCUUCCUUAGUCACAAAUGAAUCACAAAAAUGUAUUUACAAAAAUAAUUGUAAGACUAACUUUAAAUGUAGAUUUCUGCAUCUUUUUUCCUUCUUCAUCCAGGUCUUCAUCUUUUAGUAAAAUACCCCUGUAGUCUUGUAUACGAAACUAGUCUAGUCACGUCACUGGACUCUACGUUGUUUAGUCAACAUGGCGGAGCCGCAAGUGUUUGAGCUGCGUUGUGGUGUGAUGACUUAUGCAUGGGGCAAAAUUGGUGCUGAUAGUGAGGUUGCAAAACUUAAAGCCAGUGUUGAUCCCACAUUUAAGAUUGACCCCACUGAAAAGUAUGCCGAGUUGUGGAUGGGAACACAUCCCAACUGCCCAUCCUAUGCAGUUAGAAAAGGGAAAGAGGAUGUGGCACUACUAGACUGGAUUGAGGCCAACCCAGACAGUCUUGGACAGAAGGUUAAGGAUUACUUCAAAAUGAAGCUGCCAUUCCUGUUCAAAGUGCUAUCAGUCAGGACAUCACUUUCCAUCCAAACUCACCCAAAUAAGGCAGAUGCUGAGGAAUUAUUUAGGAAAAGGCCUGACUUAUACAAAGAUGACAACCAUAAGCCAGAGCUUGCUAUUGCUCUGACCCCUUUUGUUGGGCUUUGUGGUUUCCGUCCUAUUACCGAAAUUGCAGAUUACUUUCAGAGAAUUGAAGAACUGCGGAAUGUUGUGGGACCACAGCUUUGUGUAAAGCUUAUGACCAACAGCCGCAGCUUGACUCCCCAAACUCACUGUGAAGCUAUGAGAGCAACAUUUUCGGGUCUUAUUGAGAAGGAGAAGGAGACAGUUAAGAUUGAGCUAGAAAAACUUGUGAAAAAAGUCCAAGCAAUGAAGAAGAAGGGUGAGGAUAUAUCACCCUACGUUGGUGACAUUUUGUUGAAGCUGCAUGAAGAGUUUCCUGGGGAUGCAGGGGCAUUUGCCAUUUAUUUCCUAAACGUUGUGAGACUGCAGCCAGGAGAAGCAAUGUUCCUGCGGGCAAGAAUCCCACAUGCAUACUUAUCAGGUGACUGCAUGGAGUGCAUGGCAUGCUCAGACAAUGUUGUGAGGGCAGGACUGACUUUCAAGUAUAUAGACAAACACACGCUAGUCUCAAUGCUGGACUAUGUGGGCUACCCGAUGAACCGCAUGAAAUUUGUUGGAGUGGAGGAUGUAAAUGACAUCACAGUUACCUCCUUUCAUCCCGCUGAUAUUGUGGACUUUGGUGUAGCAAAAUACGAGGCACCACCUAAAGUGAAAGAGUUCCGAAUGGCCCCUUUACAAAGUGCCAGCAUCUCCAUUGUCAUACAGGGAAAAGGAAAGGCUAGUAACAGUACCCUACCAGAUCCCAUUGAGCUGCGUCGUGGUACUGUGUUUUUUAUGGCUGCCAUGCAGGAGGUUACCAUAAAUCUUGCAGACGAGGGCAUGCUGCUGUUUCGAGCAUAUUCUACAAUCUAAUAGUAACUAGCAUGAUGUUGAUGCCAUUGCCCUUCUAAUAAAAACAAAGCCUGGGAUAUACUUGAUAAGAAUCAUUGCUGUGCACUUGUGAGCUGUUUAUGCCGAAAAGUCAGCAUUGCCUAUUCUCUUUAACUGCAAUGAUCAGUUUAAAUUUUAUAUUUGUGGGUUGCUCUUUUCUUUAAGACUUUUCAUGAGCUUGAGAGUGUCUUAGAUGGGCAUAUCUUUCUUCUCAAAUGAGUAGAUGCCUUUUAUUUCUAGUCUUGAAGUAAAAGUAAGUCAGCAAUAGCA
Messenger RNA from Pomacea canaliculata, 1956 nucleotides. Its product is annotated as mannose-6-phosphate isomerase-like. Gene Ontology annotation, biological process: carbohydrate metabolic process; GDP-mannose biosynthetic process. Gene Ontology annotation, molecular function: mannose-6-phosphate isomerase activity; zinc ion binding. Bases 394 to 1668 code for a protein of 424 amino acids. Gene Ontology annotation, cellular component: cytosol. The record is from RefSeq and is a predicted model, not a curated record. The transcript has 8 exons. NCBI's taxonomy places the organism in Eukaryota, Metazoa, Mollusca, Gastropoda, Architaenioglossa, Ampullariidae.